Molecule: messenger RNA, 10307 nt
Organism: Numida meleagris (helmeted guineafowl)
Lineage: Eukaryota; Metazoa; Chordata; Aves; Galliformes; Numididae
Gene: TTLL5
Product: tubulin tyrosine ligase like 5
Exons: 34
Coding region: 243-4220 (1325 amino acids)
Biological process (GO): microtubule cytoskeleton organization; protein polyglutamylation
Cellular component (GO): cilium
Molecular function (GO): tubulin binding; tubulin-glutamic acid ligase activity; ATP binding
Source: RefSeq, a predicted model, not a curated record
UAGGGAGCCGGUCCCGCGGCGCGAGGGCCGGAGCGGCGGCUCUCAGGGCACCUCUUCUGGGGCCGCGGGGUAGGCCGGGGCCGGACCGCUCCGCUCCGUCGGGCGUGGCCGUCCCGGGGGCUGCUCCCAGCCCGGCGGGCCGUUGGAGCGUGGGGAAGGUAACUGCUGCUGUCAGAUCCCUCGGGUCUGCAGAAGGGCUCUCUGAGGUCGCCGAGCCGGCUGCAUGAGAGCGCCCGGAGGAAAUGCCGGUGGGCAUGGCUCGGGGACUGGAGGAAAGCGGCUCGUCCUCGGAGGAGGAGGAGGAGGAAGAUGCUGGAGAUGGGCUGCAGGAUCAUCCAUGCAUCAGGUGGACUGGCGGCGGCUGCAGGCGGAUCCCCAUCUUCGUGUUUCAUGCUGAUGCCAUUCUGACAAAUGACAGCUACCUCCGCCUAAUUGGAGAGCGUUAUCACUUGUCCUAUAAGAUUGUACGAACAGACAGCCGCCUCGUCCGAAGCAUUCUGACCGCCCAUGGAUUCCAUGAGGUGCACCCUAGUAGCAGCGAUUAUAAUCUCAUGUGGACAGGAUCACACUUGAAGCCCUACUUGCUGCGUUCCCUUACAGAUAUUCAGAAAGUUAAUCAUUUCCCCAGGUCAUAUGAACUGACACGAAAGGACAGACUUUACAAGAAUGUCAGUCGUAUGCAGCUGUCCCAUGGAUUCAAGACGUUCCAUAUCUUACCUCAGACCUUUAUCCUCCCAGCAGAGUACCAGGAGUUCUGCAGUACCUAUUCUAAGGACAGAGGCCCAUGGAUAGUGAAGCCUGUGGCCUCUUCCAGGGGACGAGGUGUCUACCUGAUAAACAAUCCAAAUCAGAUUGUACUGGAAGACAACAUCCUGGUUUCUCGUUACAUCAGCAACCCCCUGCUCAUAGAUGAUUUCAAAUUUGAUGUGCGCCUGUAUGUUCUGGUUACAUCCUAUGAUCCACUUGUCAUCUAUCUCUAUGAGGAAGGAUUGGCCAGGUUUGCAACUGUGAGGUAUGACCAGGCAUCUAAGAACAUUAAAAACCAGUUUAUGCAUUUGACCAACUACAGUGUCAACAAGAAGAGUGGAGAUUAUGUCAGCUGUGAUGAUCCUGAAGUGGAAGAUUAUGGAAAUAAGUGGAGCAUGAGCGCAAUGCUGAGGUACUUAAAACAAGAGGGGAGAGACACUGCAGCACUGAUGGCCAGUGUGGAGGACCUGAUUAUCAAGACUGUAGUUUCUGCUGAGCUGGCCAUUGCUACAGCUUGUAAAACUUUUCUUUCGCAUCGUGGCAGCUGCUUUGAGCUGUAUGGCUUUGAUGUCCUUAUUGAUGAUACUCUCAAGCCCUGGUUGUUGGAAGUGAACCUAUCCCCAUCAUUGGCCUGUGAUGCUCCUUUGGACCUCAAGAUCAAAGCAAGCAUGCUCUCAGAUAUGUUCACCCUUGUAGGCUUUGUAUGUCAGGAUCCAGGCCAGCGAUCAAGCCGGACUGUUUAUCAUUCAUCUGAAUCUGUCAGGAGAAAUCUCCACCAGAAGCUGCAGCGUCCUGUGUCUGCACAGUCCCAACCAACAAACACCAGGCCGCGUACCCGUCCUCUUUCUGCCAGUGAUGCUGAAAUGAAAAACUUGAUGUCCUCAGGCAGGGAAAAAGCAACAGGAAGGCAAGGCAGCUCUGUGCUGGGUCUCUCCAUGGAGGAGAUGAAAGUUCUUCGUCGAGUGAGAGAUGAGAAUGAACGGAGAGGAGGUUUCAUCCGGAUAUUCCCUACCCCAUUAACAUGGGACCUUUAUGGAUCCUUUUUAGAGUACAAGACAUCAAUGAACUACAUGCUGGCUACACGUCUGUUUCAGGACAGGGACAAGAUGAAAGGAGACUUCAUCACUGGAAGAUCUCGAGAAGAUCUUAAUGGGAGGCUGGAUAUGAAACUGGAAGCUGUAGACUCUCAUUCUCUCUUUUAUGAGAGAAAGCUUGUUUCACUGGAGUUACGGAAGCGCCGGAGAUAUCGUACUAAAGCUAGAGCAGCACAAACAAGAUCAUCAGGGACGUCACAACCAACAAAGCUGUCCCUCACAGACACAGAAGGUGAAGAGGAAGAGGAGGCGGCAGAUGAAGAUGAAGAGCAAGAUGGAACUCUUGGCUCUCUUUCGAACAGCCAGUUGAAAAGCAAGCCAAAGCUCUCUGACCUGGUGAAAACUGCUAGUAAGGAGAGGUUGACAGAAAAACUUGACAAGAAAACAAGAAAUGGAGGAGAGCCAUUUCUUGAAAAGACAGACUCAAAGUCUCAGUUUAACUUGCUGCAGAUUCUUCAAAAAAAUGGAAAUCUAAGCAAAGUGCAGGCUCGUAGGGCUUUCUCUGCCUAUCUACAGCAUGUUCAGCUGCGAUUGAUGAAGGAUGCUGGUGACCAGUACCAGAAUGCUGCCUGGGCUGCCAAAGAGGAUGAGCAAAUGGAGCUUGUGGUACACUUUCUGAAGCGAGCGGCCAGCAAUCUUCAGCAGUCCUUGAGGAUGCUGCUCCCCAGCCGUCACUUAGGACUAAGUGAUCGUCGUCGUAUCUUGGCUCACCAGCUGGGCGAGUUCAUAAGCUGUUAUAACAAGGAAACAGAGGAGAUGAUUCAGAAGCGAUCAAAAAAGAAACAGGAAGAGGAAGAGGAGGGAGUGAAUCCUGAAGGUUUUCAGAACUUUAUUACCAGAGCAAGUGAGAGAGAGUUGGAGGAAGUGUUGACAUUUUACACACAAAAAAAUAAGUCAGCAAGCGUCUUCCUAGGAACAAACUCUGGGACCGCAAAACCCAGGAACACCAGUAACCAGUCAGAGAAUCAACCUCAGGGGGACCAUCCCAAGGUGAUGAAAAAAAUAAAAGGUGAUCAACCCAAAAGUUCAGUUGCAGAUCUGCCUGUAGAAGGAAGAGUAAGAGGCUGUAAACCCAAAGAAGUGAAAUCAACCUUUCCAGAAAGAUCCACCUUCUCUUUAAAUGCUGAAGUGAAAUUACCUCGGUGCUGCCCUCCUAGUGCUUCUUCCUCUGCUUCUGGUGCCACGUUCCGGAGAAGUACCAGUUCCCAGUUACCAUCUCAGCCUGCAGCCUCUGGAAAUCCACAGGUGGCUGGUCACUGUUCAUUGCCGACUCCUCCAACUGGUCUAAAGCUAAUUCAUUCCUCAUCUUCCCUGCCUUCCUCCCAGAGCCAGAGCACAGCCACUGACUACUCUUCUGUCUUCACAAACCCAGUGUCCAGUGAGGCUUCUAGCCUUGCAGGGUUUCAUCGUUGUUCUGGUAGCUACACCAUUGGCCCACUCUCGUCUUUACAGAGAGCUGCACAGAUCUACAGUCAAAGAUUGUCCCGAUCAACCUCUGCAAAAGCGGGUUUGCGCCAUCGCAGUCCAAGUGGGCAGCGUGUGGGCUCUGUCACGAUGAACAAAGGUACAGAAGACGCUCCUUCCCUGAGCAAACGUUACAGCCCCAGUAUGGUAGCAGCAGAACUGCAGCAGCUGGCAGAAAAGCAAGCAGCUUGUCAGUAUUCCCCACCAAGCCACAUCAGUCUCCUUACACAGCAGUUAACGAGCUUGAACUUAGCAAGUGGAGCUGUAAACAAGGGGAACACAGCUGUGCCCCUGAGCUACCGAUCAGCGCUCAACAGAAAAGGGCCACUGUGGGCUGUUCAAUCAGACACUCUUACAGAUGACAGAAGAUGCAUCACUUCAGCAGUCAGGGCUCCAGAGAGUGAUCGUUUUGCCUGGGAGGGAGAGGUGGAGAACAGCAUCUACAGCAAGGUGACACGGAGUCCACUGGCACACCCCAACUAUCAGCUGAAUUUAGCCGUGCAGCAACUUCAGCAGCAAAAACUUCAGUCACGACAGCUAUUGGAGCAAAGCCAAGCCCGACACCAGGCUCUCUUUGCCAGCUACUCGCAAUCCAGCACCAGCCAUGUACCUAUGUCAGCUGGCUCUGGUGUCCGCAAGACAUCAAGUGCCACUUCUAGUAACCAGAAGGCAGCCAGUUUGCACAAAGUGAUGCCAUCCCAGUGUACGCCUUCUCAGCUGGUUCCAAAGCCUCCAGCAAGCCACAAACAGGCAGUGGUCAGAAAAACUGCAGCCCAGAGGAUUUCCAAGGUGACCUCCACUGAAAGGCAACUUAAUGGAUUGCAGAACAGCCUUCGCAGCGUUGCAUCCUGUGAACCAGGGUCAAAUUCCACAGCUUCUGCUUGCAGAGAAGGACUAGCAUUGAACACCAGGUGAGGAAUCCAGAGUCUUGCUUCAAAGUAUGGGGCAAAGGAAGAAGCAGCUGUGACUUCAGACCACUGCACUCCUACAACAUUCAGGGGAGAAUGAACAGGAGUCCCUGCUGCGAGGACAACCUACUGAGGAGAGUACCUGAACAUCUGUGGAAGCUGGAGAUGCAGCUGUAAGCUGAUGACUGCCUCUGAGAGCUUCUGCUCCUGAGUCUGGAGGUCCUUCCUUCCAACUCUUCCUGAUCACUAACUGUGAGAUCUUUUUUAUAAGACAGAGGUUCUCCAGCUGUCUGUAUUGUUCUUCCCAAGGUCCAAGUCUGAAUGUAAAGAUUCCUCAUUUGCUCAGCCAUUUCAGUCUGUCUUUGUCUGGUAACAGCCAGUAUUCUUUGCUGUCAUCACAGCAACCAGCAGCAGAGAAAAACAUUAGACCAUAUGAGUAGAGACAUCCUUACAGUUGCCAUCUUGAAUUUUGGCACAGAGCCACAGAAAUGCUCAGUUUGAAUAAAGUCAUUUUAUUUGUUUGUUUUGAUUAUAAUUUCAGUUAUUAAUUCACACCCCCCAAAAUAUUUGCUCUUGGACGGGAUUUUAAAUCUGUCUUUGUUUCACUGUUGGAUGCUUAUGUUUGUGUGGUUUAUUUUUGUAUUUUGAUUUCUGUUUGUUUGGGCUAUAUAAACUUUUUUAAUUGGCUGAUGGUUUCAGACCCAGGGUUGAACCCUAAGGCCCAAGUGGUUCCUAUCAGUUGCAGUAGUCGCUUGGUGAAGCACUCCAGUUAGAAUUUUCCUAAUGUUAUGAAAAUUAAUUUGCUUGUGUUAGAAAACAACAUCAGCAGCUGGAAAAUGUUUUGGAGAGAAGAUCCACCCAUGCUUAAAAUGAACAGGAAGCAGCUUCAGCUCUGGCUCUUCGCUGAUGCCAGGUUAAAGGAAAACUUGCUGUUUUCAUGGUAUUUUCCAGCUUUUCUCUUGUCAAACAGCAAGUAGUGUGACUGUGGUUCUCAAAGAGUACAUUAUUUCCUAUUGUUUGCAUCAGAGCCCUCAGAGAUUGCAUUUUAUGAGCCUGUUUGAUCUGUUUUCUUAUUCCACAGCUCCCCUGUCAUUUCUACACUGUAUAGAGAGAUCAUUCUCAUGUGUUGACAAAUUAGAUAAUGAUCAAUCCAAAAGGCUGACAAAAACAGUGUCAGAGAGGAGAAGUGUUUUCUCUUGGAAGAUUGUUUGUAUUCAUGUUCACUCUUGUGUUGCACAUAUUUCUUGUCAUUCAAGACCAGAUAAAUUGUAAAAAGAUUAAAUAAUUAUUUUCAUACCCUGUUAGCUUAACUAUCACUUGCUCCAGGCAUAAAUUCGUAGGACAGAACAUGCAUUUUUCUAUUUCUGUUCCAUUCACGCACGUGACAAAGAUCAAAUACUUCAUUUAUCCAAAAUGUUAUUUCAUUGGCUUAUGUUUCAGUUCCUAGGCAGUCGUGAUCCUGUUUGCUUUCCUUGCAUCUUUCAUCUGUGUUCUUCAAGUAUCACUGCAUCAUGUGUCCACUGCUUUUUCCACUAUCCUCUAUGAGCAAGAGUUCUGAAAAAUCUUGUGAUGUUACUUUCAGAUCAAGUCUCUUCUGUACUCUUCCAAUUACACUCAGAGAUCUCUGAGAUAGAUGUUUCUAAUGUUUCUACUAGUGUGUUACAUUGUUGACUCAUCAUCAGUGAAAAUUCAGACGCAGAAUUUCUUACUUCAAACUUCUGUGCAUCCCAAGCUGCUGUGGGCUUCAAGACCUUGGGUCUGUCUUCUGAUAGCUUACUCUGCUACGUUUGGUGUUGACUAUAACCUCCAGCUCUGUUUCAGAACUAUCUGAAGAGCAAUUUCCCUACAAGAUCUAGCUUCAGUAGAUAACUGAUUCCAUUCCUUGCUUCCUCCUAGGGAAUCCAAGUUAUCCUUAUUCCGCUGGGUAUAAUGCGCAGGACUGAGUAGCUGUAGCAUAUGCAUCCUUGUGGAAUUCUGAUUUCAUCUGGUUUUGUUAUCUAGUUUCUUCAUUCAGGGGGUUACAGCCACUACUGAACCUUUACAGUUUUGGAAGACAGAUACUUUAAUGCACAGCUAACUCAGGAAAGGUGAUUAUCUUCAGAGGAUCUUUAAUAGAAACAGCAUUCUGUAAUUGGUAAUUCUGGCAAAUUUGUGCUGACUUACUGUGAAAGUAGAUCAAUUUUUUGUCAGUUUUGCCAGUCUCCCACACACUGAUUUUCAGCUAAUGCUAUACUCGGUUAUAGCCAGCAUGUUUUCUGAGCUUCUUUGCUCUGCAUGUUAAACAUAGCCAACAAUACAUCUGUAACUGUGAUGAUGUAGUAGAAAUAUGAGACAUCUUGUCUCUAAGAUUUUUGAAAUGUCCUGAGAAAUGCAUGUUGCAGUAGGGGACCUUCCUUUGGAAGGGACUGGUUUUGUCAGCUUUAGGAGCAGUGAAGUCUUACAUCCUUUGUUCUUGAAAUUUUUUUCUUCUGCUUCCAACAAAUAAAAAAUCCAGAGAUAUCAAGACUUGUCCUCUACCUCAAGACAAACACCUAGAUUUUGAACUCCUGUUCAGCCUCUUGAUAUAUUAGGGCAGCCACAGCAUGAAAGGAAAUGGCAGUAUUACUUUGUUUUGUGCAUCUGCUGAUCUCAGCUCUGAGCACUACUGCUGUUACCUUAGGAGCACAUGUAAUAAUACAGUGGAGAAUCAGGAACAAAUCCUACUAUUCUAGCCUCUUACUUUCUCUGCUUCUGUGUAAUCUUCAGCCUGGUGCCCUUCUAUGUGUUUGUGCAUGCCAGAUACUGUGCGUCAAAUGUAACAUGCUUUUUUUUUGUCUCUUUGCAGGUCUGCUAUUUCCAUGUCUGUCAAAAACCUCUCUCAAAGUGCUUCAGUUGAGAAAUUCAGUAGAGUGGCAUAAAACUGGUUUUUUGGUUUUUUUUUUUUUUUGACAUCUUAGAGUGAAUGCGUUUUACAGGAAGUAUUUUCUUGUACAAGAGAGGAAAGGAGAAUGGCAAAACAUUUUGGCUUCAUAGUAGUUGAACAAGAGGGGAGUACAAUUAUAUGCAUACUUCUUAAGUGGAGCAUACUUUGUCUCUCUCUGCUUUUAUGACAUUAACUUUCCUAUGUUCACCAAUGAGUUUCAUUGAAAGUGCCCUUGUUUACUGUUAGAAAAUUGCCAGUACAAAGCCCACAGCAGUCAUUCAGCAACUCCUUCAGUGGUGAGACUGGAUAACGUUACCAAGGAAUCCUCUUCACUCCUACUUGGUAGUGUUUGCAUCACUUCUAAGUUAAGGAGUCUGUUUUAUGACAAACAGUCUGUCUUGUUUGUUUUGAACAGGUGCACACCAGAGUCCUGAAGGGUGAGGUAAUACAGAGUUCAUACAAGCAUUUUAUGCUGUGUUCAGGUGAUGAGCACACUACAACAUUAAGAGAGAGAUGUGAGAUUCCUUCCAAGAAACAUCUGACUUAAGGUUUACUUCAUUAAACUUCCAAGGACUUUUUCCCUGUCGUUUCUACAUUUGCUCCUCAUUGUAAUCCUCGGCUUACUAUUUGAGCCUGCAGGGGUUAUUGGGUGCUAUUUAAAUAGUUGGAUUGUUGUUGUUGUUGUUGCAAUAACUGGCUGAUUGAUCCUCUUCAUACAGUUUCCUUUCUGGGCACAUUAUUUCUGUGGAUCUGUCAUGUGUUUCUCCAAAAAGAAAUUUCUGAACUUUAUUUAAACGUGGGACUUGACCUGUUUUUCUUCUUUCUAGAACCUCAUGUUUCUAGAGCUAAGACGUUCUUGCUUAUGCUAAACAUCACAAGGAUCUUAUUUCUACAGAAUCAGAUCUGCCAGACAGUCCUUGAGAUUGGUUAUAACAAGAACACAAAACUUAGCAUUCAUAGUUUUCUUCAUGCAGAAACUGUUAAACUGGAAAAAAAGAUGAGUAAGUAGAAAUGUAAGGGAGAAGGUGAAAAGGAAAUUAUUGUUCCAGUCUUGCAUCAAAUGAAACUAGCAGAUAACAGAUUCAAAGCAAAGGGGGAGAGAACUGUUUUCUUUCACAGUAUGUAAAUUACCUGUGGAACUCCUUGUUACAAGACUUUGUGGAGACAAAAGCAUGUUUGUGGUUUGAAAAGGCAAGUAGACAAAUUCAUGGAAAAGAAAUCUAUUAAGGUAUAUUAAAUACUAAAACCAAAAAAUGAGCAGAAAGUUUCUAAGCCUUUUCAAGUGAUUGUUUGGGGGAAGUCUCAUGAUGGGCUUUUCCAAUUCUUAGCUUGUCUGUCAGGUAUAUGCUGCUGACUACUGUCACAAACAAGAGGUGGGCUAUAGAUGGUCUUGUAGUCUGACUUUGUAUGAGUGUUCUGUUUGGUCAGUUGCAGUACAGCCUAGUAGAGCACCCAAGGCAAAGCUGCCUUUCAUGGCAGUGGCAUGUUCCACCAGAAUUCGCUGUGGUGUUGGGCUCUCUAAGGAAAGUCUUAAUUGCUGACAUUUACCAAGAUUGUCCACACCUUCACGUGGACGAGCACUGUAUACAUCGCAGAAGCUUUCAAAAUAUUGAAGCUUUUACAGGUGCAUAUGAUCCACCUCUAGACCAAUCAAACACUUGUGAUUUUAGAGGAAAGUGGGUUGCAGUUUGGAAGUCAUCCAUAGUAUGAUAUGUGUGAAUGGUUAAUCAUUUAAAUAUGGAAAAAAAGUUACUUAUCACUAACAGAAGCUCUUACAUUAUCUUGUAUAAGCACACAUUCGCUUCUUGCCAUCUUUGUCUUCUAAAAUGCUUGAGUGCAAAGCACCUUCAGGGUGAAUGUGCACAGCCACAGCACAUCUUAAACAAUUACACUACCUGGUAGCUUUUCUUCUCACUUUAGAACCCAAAUGCCUUUUCCAGAAAAUGAGAUCAAGUUUCUCUGCUUCUUUAGAGAUGAGUAGUUAAGAAACACAAGCGGGUCAUCUCCAAACUUACUGGGUUCUGUGCAGUUUCACCACAGAGGACAAAGUCCACUGAAUGAAAGGUGACAAAUGAGGCACCAUGAGGAGUCUGCUCUGUCUGUUACCUUACCAAAAAAGGAUUUCAUUGGCCUUCAUUGAAAAUGAGUUUUCACUGCUGUUUUCAAUUUAAAGGAAAGAAUCACUGAUGACUGUGGACACCCUGGUGUGAAGUCUUUACCAGUGGUAUUCAGUGAAUCAUAAUCAUUCCCUAGAGAAAACAGUAUGCUUAGCAGGGCCUCUUCUCUAAAAGGCCCCGCCUGCAGUGCACACAAUGAACUUGAGAAAUCUUACAUUCUUUGAAAAGUAAUUGCUUCUUAUCUGACCUAUUAUUUAAAAAAAAAAAAAAAGUCUUAAGGAACAAAUCUGAUGCAGUUAAGAAUUACGGGGCAGUUCAGAAUCUAUUUUCAUCAUUUAUUUGGGACAGCUACAGGUGGUGUCAUCUCUAAAAGGAAUUUCAGCUCUGUAUGUGGCUUUUUGCCUAUAUGUUUUAAGUACUACCGUGUCAAAAUUCAUGAUUUUUUGAGUCAAAAGAUUGACUCAAAUUCAUGAGUCAAUCUUUGAAAAGUUGCUUUACUACCAAGUCCAAAUGUUUGGCUGUCAUUGCUCCAUCAUUCCACUGUAGAGAAAAACUACCUUUUUGUUCAUACUGGAGAAGAAAAAUGAGAAGGGAUUUUCCCCCACUAUUUCCAUUAAUUUCUAUGAUAGGUUCCACUAUGUAUUUUUUAAGAGUUUUUGCCUUAUUUAUGUGACCUUCUGAAAAUUAUGUGCUGUAUCAGAUAUGCCCGGUACAUCUGUGAUGUCUAUUCCAUUCUUCAAGGUAUGCAGAUGGACAACUGUAAAUCUACGAGGAGGGCAAAUGAGACUGUGGCCAUCUCAUUAGUGUCACUAAUUGCAGUUCUUAUGCUUCCAGCUGCGUGAUUCUUUCCCCAUUUAAAUCAGGGAUGUCUUCCCUCUGGAAAUCAUGUUAUUUCCACCAUUUCGAAUUCUAGAAAUUCAAUGUGGAAUACAUUUUGUCUAUGAUAUCAGCUGGGAAUUUUUUUUUCUUGUUCACAAAUGUUUUUUUCUUGUUCACUCAUCUCUCUCCAUAUGUUUGCUGAAAGUUCCUCUUGAAAAAAAGCUGAAAAUAAAGGUCGGUGACUCUUCCUGCCAAA